GAUCCAAAUUCUAAACACAUUAUUGUUCAUGUUGGCCCACCAUGGAAGGUGAGCGGAGGUAUGGAGUAUGGAAGGUACGGUCAGUGAGUGAUAUCGCGUACGAUACGUGUGGCCCCACAGAUCAUAUCCCAUGGCUAUGGCUGAUCAGUGAUCAUGGCUCUCUCUUCAAUUCUAUAUCCAAACGGUUUGCGUCCUCUUCUUUUUGUAUCUUCGCUUUCCAUCUGCAAACCUUAGCAAACUACUACUGAUCAUCAAUCGCCUGAAAAAUCAUCGUUGUUGAUCGACGAGAAUGAGUAGCGGUGGCGGGAAGAGAAGGACACGAGUAGGCAAGUACGAGAUUGGCAAGACGUUGGGCGAAGGCAGCUUCGCUAAAGUCAAGUUCGCUAGAAACCUCGUCACCGGUGAUGCCGUCGCCAUUAAAAUACUCGAUCGUGAGCGUAUUCUCAAACACAAGAUGGUCGAACAAAUGAAAAGAGAAAUCUCAACCAUGAAGUUGAUCAAACAUCCCAACGUUUUAAAUCUCUAUGAGGUUAUGGCAAGCAAAACAAAGAUCUAUAUUGUUCUUGAGUAUGUUGAUGGAGGCGAGCUCUUUGACAAAAUAGCCAAACAUGGGAGACUUCAAGAAGAUGAAGCUCGAAGAUACUUUCAGCAACUAAUUAACGCUGUAGAUUACUGUCAUAGUAGAGGCGUGUAUCACAGAGAUCUCAAGCCUGAAAACCUUCUCUUGGACUCAUAUGGUGUUCUAAAAGUUUCAGACUUCGGAUUGUCUCAACAAGUGGAAAAUGGUAUGCUGCACACAGCUUGUGGGACUCCAAAUUAUGUUGCUCCUGAGGUGCUCACUGUAAAAGGUUACAAUGGUGCAGCCUCUGAUAUAUGGUCUUGUGGAGUUAUCCUUUUUGUCCUCAUGGCAGGAUACUUACCUUUUGAUGAAGCAAAUCUCAUUGAAUUAUAUAGAAGAAUUGAGAAGGCUGAUUAUAGAUGCCCACCAUGGUUUUCAUCUGGUGGAAAGAAACUGUUGACACGAAUUCUUGAUCCAAACCCCAAAACUAGAAUAACAAUUUCUGAAAUCUUGGAAAAUGAUUGGUUCAAGAAAGGUUAUAAACCUCCAAAUUUUGAGCAGGAAGAAGAUGUUAGCCUUGAUGAUGUAGAUGCUGUUUUCAAUGAAUCCAAGGAACAUCUUGUUACAGAAAAGAAAGAGAAACCAGAAUCCAUGAAUGCCUUUGAGUUGAUAUCAAGAUCACAAGGUUUCAGUUUAGAAAAUAUGUUUGAGAAACAAAAGGGCCAUGUAAAGAGAGAAACAAGUUUUGCUUCCAAGUGUCCUGCUAAUGAAAUCAUGUCUAAAAUCGAGGAAACUGCAAAACCCAUGGGUUUUAAUGUUCACAAAAGAAAUUACAAGAUGAAAUUACAAGGUGACAAAACUGGAAGGAAAGGCCACCUUGCUGUGGCUACAGAGGUUUUUGAAGUGGCUCCCUCACUACACAUGGUGGAGCUCAGGAAAACCGGCGGUGACACAUUGGAAUUUCAUAGCUUUUACAAGAACUUUUCUUCGGGAUUAAAAGACAUAGUUUGGAGCAGUGAAUCAAAUAAAGAUGACAACCGAAAAUCAUGAAAUGUGAGAAGUCCAAUACAAGGCAUCAUUGUGGGUGAAUAAUAUUGGCAAUCUUGACAUUAUUGGUAACAGAAGUUGCAAUACCAUUUUGUGUUGUGACUUUUUGAUAUGCAACAUGCAUAUGCUCAAAUGUAAGUGUAAGAACCUUAAAUAAAUAUAUAUUAUCAUGUUUGGCUUUAUUAUAUGGUUGAGUGUAGGAUUUCUUUAAUAAUUUUAUUUAUUUGAUUUGAUCUUCAUAAUUAUAUUAUCUUUGUCAUAAAUUGCUUUUCAAAUUGUUUUUAUUUGAUCUUUGUUGUUUUCGUCUUGGUUUGUUAUACUUGGCGUUGAAAAGAUUGAUCAGAGUUAAGACCAAUCGUCAUCAUUCAAUUCUUUAUAAUCUUGUUUAUCAUUAUCUUCGCUUGCUUUAAAAAAGGUUGAACAUUACUUAAUUUGUCGCCUUUCUAGUAGACCCAUGAAUGUCCGAAUAAUUUUCCACAUCUUAAUUGAACAC
This is a messenger RNA of Lactuca saligna, 2099 nucleotides long. NCBI's taxonomy places the organism in Eukaryota, Viridiplantae, Streptophyta, Magnoliopsida, Asterales, Asteraceae. The record is from the annotation of a GenBank genome assembly.